UACAGCGCCAUCUGCUCUCCAUCUGAAGAUUGAAACCGCUGUUUGUCGAAUUCGAAAUAAAUUUUAAUAGUUUUGCGUAUAAUUGUCUUAUGUAAUUACCAAGAAUAAGUCCUUAGUACCACCUUGGCUACAAAUUAAAUAACACAAAAUGGCAACAACUUCCGUGAACAAUGUUUCAGUCAAGAAACAAUGUCCUUACAUGGAAAAGUGUUAUCGAAAAAAUCCAAUUCAUUUCAACGAAAUGUCACAUCCACACUUGGAGAAAAUUGUAAUAAAUCAAUUAGAAGGUGAAAUACAAAUACCUGAGGAACUUGAUUUUGUCUGUUCCGAUGAAUCUCUUUUAAGAGACCAAUUGAAGAUCUUACAGAUGUUAUUUAGAAAAGAAAGAGAUAAAGAAGCUAGUUCAAUCAAAGUGUUAAAUUCCAGACUAAAUAAUGUGAAUUCAGAAGUCACGAGUGAAGAUAAGUCUACUUCCAAAAUAUUGAAAGAUAAAGUGGAAAAACAUAAACAAAUAAUGGCUCAAAGAAGAGAAGAUAAGUUGAAAGUUAUGGAUGAAGUAGCAGAGGCACUUUUCAAGUCUUGUAAUGAAAAAAGUGAUGUAGAUCAGAAUAAAGUUUCUAAUAAAGAAGAAUUAGAUAAUUUUAAGGAAAAGAGAGAUAGUAAUGAUUUUGCUAAUGAUGAAAAAAAACACAAAAGAUCAAAAUUAAGUGAUAGCAUACACGAGAAAGUUGAAGAUUGUACUCAAGGUACAAAUAAAAGUUCAGAACGUGGAGAAAGUUCAAGUUUUUCAAAAGGCACAUCUUUGAUAGAUUCUUAUGAAUCAUGCAGUACUGCAAACUCUAGGAAAGAAGCAAGAGAUAAGGCGAUUCAAAUGAUGCAAAAUCAAGGAUUUGAAGUGUCAGUGGUCGAACCAGGCAAUUUUAGUUUGAAAUAUGCUCUAUCAGCACCAUAUCAUUUAUUUUUUACAAGAGUUGAAAAAUCAAAAGAAACAUAUAAUCAACCAACUUCCAUAACGUUCCCUGAAAUCUUGGACAUUAGUUUAGGAGAAAUUGAGAAAAGCUUGCAUAUUAAUUUUGUAAUUGACGUCGGAUGGCUAUGCCUUCAGUAUUUAUUGGCUGGACAACGUACAGAUAUGUUAAUUUUAUUUGGAGAUAGAGUGGACGGAGAAAAAUUAAGUUUGAAUAUUACUAUAGUACCUAUAUUCAUGCCAACAAAGUUUGGUUGUCAUCAUACUAAAGCUAUGAUUCUCAAGUACAAAAAUAAUGGAAUACGGGUGGUGGUAUUCACUGCAAAUUUAUACUCGGAUGAUUGGGAGAAUAGAACACAAGGAGUUUGGAUUUCACCACAUCUCCCACCAUUGCCAGAAUCUGCAAACCCUGGCGACGGAGAAUCACCAACAGGCUUCAAGAAGGAUUUAGAACGUUAUUUAAACAAAUAUAAAGUGCCAGCUUUAACGGAAUGGAUUUCCCUUGUACGAAGAGCAGAUUUUUCCUCAGUAAAUGUAUUCUUUUUGGCGUCCGUCCCUGGAAGACACACAGGUGUUGAAUAUGACUUUUGGGGACAUAGAAAACUAGGUUGCAUUCUUUCGAAAUAUGCUAAGUUGCCUCCUGAUGCACCACAGUGGACGUUAGUUGCUCAAAGUUCAAGUAUUGGUAGCUUAGGACCCAACUAUGAAAGUUGGUUACUGAAAGAUAUAACAUCCUCAAUGUCAAAGGAAAAUCCUGUUGGUUUGAAAAGUCUUCCAAACUUUCAAUUCAUUUAUCCAUCUUUGGAAAAUUAUAAACGUAGUUUUGAUCAUCGAGUUGGAUCAUCUUGUUUAAAUUACAGUUUUCAAUUACAUUCUAAACAAGAAUGGAUAACGUCUUUUAUGUGCCAAUGGAAGGCCACACGAACCGCUAGAGAUAAAGCAGUACCUCAUAUAAAAAGUUACACGAGAAUUUCGCCCGAUUACAAAAGAAUUCCUUGGUUCGUACUUACCAGUGCUAAUUUAAGCAAAGCUGCAUGGGGAAUGGACGGAAAGAGUUUUUAUAUUAUGAAUUACGAAGCAGGCGUUGUGUUUAUUCCACAUUUCGUUAUUGGUUCGACCACAUUUCCUAUUAAAGAAGAAGAAGAUGGUGUUCCAGUUUUCCCUAUUCCCUACGAUCUGCCGUUAACUCGGUAUACAAGUGAAGAUCAACCAUUUGCUACAGACUUUUUUUCUUUGUAGGAAGCAACAGCUGAACAUCGACGAAUAUUCUAUUGUGAUGUAACCGUGUUUUCAAACGUGUUUGAAAUUCAAAAUAACAAAGAGAAGGAACUUCAUUAUUCCAGAAUCUGCAGUUCUGAAGGAUAAUGUAAUAUCGUUGAACACAAUGCUCGUCUCUAAAUCAGCAAACAGUUGAAUUCUCCGAGUUCAAGGAUACUAUACAUUGGCACAGUCCAAAAUUCAUUCAAUUUCCCAUCGUCUUUGAAAUCGAGGAUUCCAACGCCCAGCCAUUUGACUUAAUUUAGAAAAAAGAAAGAAAGAAGACGUUUCAACAAACCGGUUUGCGUUUUCGGCUGUUGCAUGGCAAAAGACAGAAAAAGUAGCGAAGCCGGCGUGAACACAGCCCACGAUUGUAGUUCGGUUUUCCAUUAAAAAAGACGCGCCGAGAACGUCAACGCGCAGCAAGGUUUCGCCUCCCACUAGGUAUCGGCUUCAUGGUUGGAAGUUCUCGGCGCAGAUGCGACUUCUGGAAAGGGACGUUCCUGUGACGCUGACCACGACAUCGAACCCGGGAACGCGUUGAUCAGCAGUUUG
Messenger RNA from Frieseomelitta varia, 2779 nucleotides. It is a transcript of the gene gkt, whose product is annotated as probable tyrosyl-DNA phosphodiesterase. Bases 149 to 2206 code for a protein of 685 amino acids. Gene Ontology annotation, biological process: single strand break repair; double-strand break repair. Gene Ontology annotation, molecular function: single-stranded DNA binding; 3'-tyrosyl-DNA phosphodiesterase activity; double-stranded DNA binding. Gene Ontology annotation, cellular component: nucleus. The transcript is spliced from 7 exons. The record is from RefSeq and is a predicted model, not a curated record. NCBI's taxonomy places the organism in Eukaryota, Metazoa, Arthropoda, Insecta, Hymenoptera, Apidae.